UUGGGACAAAGCCCCAGCAACGCUUUUUAGUGGUUUACUCGAGCUAGAGAGUUGUUGACAUUCAUUUUUUUGGUCAUUUCUAAGUGUUUCGGUUAAAAUAUAAAAUAGGAAUUGCGCAUAAAUGCAUCAGUUUAUCUUUGUAGCUCAGUGUUUUGUGUAAAUAAUAAAAACACUGCGAAUGAAAUGUUAGAUUAGGAUUCAUUUAGCCAGCCAGGAAGACAAGCUAACAGAUAACUAAAGCUAUUAGGCAAGUAUACAGUUAUAAAUCUGAGUGAAUGUCUGGUUUAGUUUGUAAUCUUUGUUAGAAUUAUGUUAAAUUAUUAUUCGUUAAUAAAGAAAAUGUGGCUGGUUUUGCUGUUUUUCGCUUGUACCUGACAUUGAAGAGAAAAAAUGGACUCAAAUGGCAAACCUUCCACAGGCCAGAUUUUGCUCUUGGCCACCAGUUCAGCCCUGACUGCUCUCCUUUACUCAGUGUACAGGAAGAAGGCGAGCAGUGCUGCCAGACUACAAGAAGCCAAGAAAAUAUCAUUAGAUCAAGAUCUGCAGAGCAUCCUGGCUGAAGCUCCAGGCAAAUGUAUACCAUACGCUGUUAUAGAAGGGGUAGUCCGGUCUGUUAAAGACACCUUGAAGAGUCAGUUUGUGGACAGUUGCCAAGGCGUGAUCGCCAGACUGACACUAAAAGAGAAGAAGAUGGUGUGGAAUCGGACCACUCAUAUCUGGAAUGACUAUGAAAAGGUCAUCCACCAGCGCACCAACACUGUACCCUUUGACCUCGCAUCACAUGAUGACACCAUCACAGCCACCGUGCGCGUGAUCCGCCCACUAGACGCAGAGCUGUACCUGGAAAAGACAUAUGAGAAUUUCCAUCCAGCCACAAGCUCCUUCACCAGCAUCGUGGGUCACUUCCUGAGCGGGGAGCGGCCACAGGGCGUGACCGAGAUGGAGGAGAUACUGAGGCUGGGUGCAAGCAUCACAGGCGUGGGCGAGUUGGUGAUGGAUGGCGGCGUGGUGCGCCUACAGCCGCCCAAACAAGGAUUGCGCUACUUCCUGAGCAGCCUGGAUUAUGACACACUGCUGGAGAGCCACAAGAGCAACGCGAGGUUCUGGAGAAUUCUGACGGCGCUCAUGGGUCUGACAGCAUGCGCUGCGCUGGUGUACGUGCUGUGGAGGCGCUACACCUGGAACAAGGAGAAGAAGAAGGAGCGUGAGAUGAUGGAGGAGUUUGAAGAGCAGAGGAGGAGACGGACGGAUGGGGAAGAAGAGUCCGGGCAUGUCGGAGCUUGUGUCGUGUGCCUGGGUCACCAGCGCUCGUGUGUUUUUCUCGAGUGUGGUCACGUGUGCACGUGCUGGCAGUGUUACCGCAUGCUGCCCACACCCAAGAAGUGCCCCAUGUGCAGGGCUACUAUAGACCGAGCAGUGCCUCUGUUCAACAGCUAAUCACCUCUUAGAAAAGAAAUCCCCAAGGCUUCAGUUGUGUAAUUUUUGGUGUGAAAAUACUGAUUUUCCAACAUGGUGGUAGGUGCUACACUGAAUCUGGGUGAAAAUUUCUUUAGGAUUAAUAAAUUUAAGGAUUUUCCUUUAUUUAGCCUUCUGUUUAAGCACACAGAGAAAGAGAGAGAUUAAACAAUAAAUAUAUUGAGAUAAAAAAUGGAGUGUAAUACCUCGAUAAUUGUUGAAUGACAAAUAAGGACAUAUUUGUUUAUCAACUUUAUCACAGAAAUUGUUGAGAUGUUAUAUUGUAUGCUGAAUCAAUUAGCAGCAGGAGGUUCUAACUGGUUUCAGAACAGUGUUAGAACAAACUUUCCUGCUCUCAGGGCUGCUCUGAUUGGCUGCUGGCAGCCAGCGAGAGAGGGACAGACAGACAGACAGCACUUCCAUUAUAAAGAGCAGAAAAGCCUGUGGACUGUUUUGCUUGACCACUGAAAGUGAUUUAUUUCUGUUUGAAGACAUUGUGAUCUCAUGGGUGUUGGGUGAAUUUUAAGAUUUGACAGAUAUGAAUUUGGUUUGACACAAAAGGCUUUAAACACAUUAUACAUGUUAAACUGGUUGAUUUAUUUUUUGUUCAAGGGCUUUAAAAUAAUGCUUGAAUUCAUUUCUUUAAAGUAUUACUUUUCAUAAAAGGCUUCAAUAAAACUUUCUUCCAAUAUCAUACAAAAUCUU
Messenger RNA from Hemibagrus wyckioides, 2160 nucleotides. RefSeq names its product mitochondrial E3 ubiquitin protein ligase 1b (gene mul1). NCBI's taxonomy places the organism in Eukaryota, Metazoa, Chordata, Actinopteri, Siluriformes, Bagridae. The record is from RefSeq and is a predicted model, not a curated record. Gene Ontology annotation, molecular function: ubiquitin-protein transferase activity. Gene Ontology annotation, cellular component: mitochondrion. The coding region runs from base 391 to 1437 and encodes 348 amino acids. Gene Ontology annotation, biological process: organelle organization; protein ubiquitination. The transcript has 5 exons.